Messenger RNA from Linum trigynum, 264 nucleotides. NCBI's taxonomy places the organism in Eukaryota, Viridiplantae, Streptophyta, Magnoliopsida, Malpighiales, Linaceae. The record is from the annotation of a GenBank genome assembly.
AUGCGCGGCGCCUCGAUCCAUACAGUAACACAUAUAAUGAGGGGUGGCGCCAGCAUCCCAAUUUUGCCUGGAGCAGCAACACCACUAAACCACCCGGUUUCCCAGCACCAGCAGGUGGUUUUCAGUAGAGGCAGCCCUUCCAGGCUCGCCAGGGGCCAGACCCACAACACCAGCCCUACCAGCCUAGGCAGGGGCAGCCAUUCCAGCAGCCCCAGCGCCAGUUUGCCGAGCCAGCAGCAGCUCCAGCCCCAGAUGACAGGAUGA